Molecule: messenger RNA, 3095 nt
Organism: Paramormyrops kingsleyae
Lineage: Eukaryota; Metazoa; Chordata; Actinopteri; Osteoglossiformes; Mormyridae
Source: RefSeq, a predicted model, not a curated record
UAAAAUGAUUCAGUCAAUUGAUUGAAUGAUUUAUGCACAUUACAGGUUAAUUUAAUAUGAUGUUUUCAAUUCAGCAUGCUCUGCUAACUGUGAUUUCUAAACAUCUCUGAUCUUUUUUUACAAUCCAUAUACGUACUGAAUUAAUUAAAAGUUCUACAGUGUGACGAGAUCGGCCUGGUGUUUAUAACUAUGGAAAAAUCUCAGAAGCAUUUCAUUGCCGAAUGUCUUGUCUAUUAAUUACUGAGCACGACAUUUAAAUGCGUUUAUUUAAACAAUAAAGAACUUCGUAGCAUCCCAGUUGUUACAACAGAAACGCGCGGAGGGCUGCGCAGGAUUGGAUUAUAAGGGGGGGAGGGGCGAGCUUCUCGCGAGAGGACAGGCCGCGCGGCUCUCGUGCGCUGUUUCCGCUGUAAAUUUUCACAUUCCCGCCAUCGCCGUGCGCCGCACUGUCAACAACGCAUGCCGGCUACGCGGACACCCAUUCCUGCGCGUAUCACGGAAGAGCUGGGUUCCCCUUCUAAAGUUCACGAAGUACCCCGUUUACUUUCCCAAAGAAUCUAUUUCAUACUUGCAUCGUUUAAUGGAUUCAGUUCUGUCACCAAACCCAGGACUGGAAACAUUUCAUUGUGACAACCACCCAUGGCCAGCACAGUGCCCAAGCUCCCCUCUAGUGGUGCCGUUCGCAUCCGUAUUAACAGCUUGGAGCAGGGAACCACGAAGUGGAAAGAGGGCAGCUUCGAGAUUCACGAGAAGGAAAGCAAAGUCAACCUUUGUUUGAAGUUCAGCAGUGGAGGUGCCCCCAAAAUCUUCCAGCUAAACCAAAAUGUGAAGAGUGUGGUGUUGGGACCCAUGCAGAGUCAGAUCCGAAUCGUUGUUACCCUGAAGGACUCCAGUGCUGUUUCCUUCGACAAAGUCCCUGUUGCGUUGGCUCACAAAUUAAAGGAAUACCUGGAGAAACUAAAGCAGGGUAAAUCUACAGUCCUAAAGACAACCCAGGCAAGUGUGAGUUUCGGUAGUGUUCUGGGAAACCGGUCAAUUAAGAAUGACUCCAGCCAACACUUACCAUCCAUGGAUAGACAGACCACACCAAGACGAGCGAGCCUGGAGAAUCGGGAGGAGGGUACCCCUCGCAAGCCCCUGGGCAGCCCCAGCCGCGCAACAGCUGCGCCCAUCCGGAGUGGGCUUUCAGAGAACAGGAGCGAGAAGAGGAAAAGGUUAAUGACACCUGAGAGCGACAUGAACGAGGACUAUCCCAAGGAGAAUGACUCCUCUAGCAAUAACAAGGCCACCUCAGAUCCCUCCCGAAAGUUCCUCCUCAGCUGCAAAGAGAAACUGAAGCAGUCUGAAGAGAACAGGAGCUCAGGUCCAGCACCGCUUCAGCCUUCGUCCUUUUACAGCAGCCGCUCGGUGACAAAAGAAUAUUCACAGAGCCACUCUUACCUGGACAGGUCAGCCAGUGCUAGCCAGUCUCCCUCCUCUAAGAGAAGCCUGCUGUUCCCCAGUCACUCAACCCCCUUUAAGAAAGUACGCCCCACUGUGGACUACACUGGAUGGAACAAGCCAAAACCCCCUUUCCUGACUCCAACACAGGCCCCACUACAGGGAUUCUCCAACCUGGGCAACACCUGCUACAUGAAUGCUAUUCUCCAGUCCCUCUUCAGCCUGCCGUCCUUUUCUAAUGACCUGCUCAAGCAGGGCAUCCCCUGGAAGAAGGUCCCAGCAAAUGCAUUACUCAGGCGAUUUGCACACCUUCUGGCCAAGAAGGACAUCUGCAGCCCAGAGCUAAAGAAAGACCUAUUGAGGAGGGUCAAGAGCUCCAUCUCCUCCACGGCAGAGCGCUUCUCUGGGUACACACAGAACGACGCCCACGAGUUCCUGAGCCAGUGUUUGGAUCAGCUGAAGGAGGAUGUGGAAAAAAUGAACAAGAGCUGGAAGAAUGAGCCCCACUCAUGGGAGGACCCCCAGGCAGUGAGGCCUGGCGAAGAGGUGGAUGCCUCUCGUGUUUACACCUGUCCCGUGGGUGCCAAUAUGGAGUUUGAAGUGCAGCACACUAUUACCUGUAAAGGGUGUGGGGAGGUCGUCACCAAGAGGGAGCAGUUCAACGACCUCUCCAUAGACCUGCCCCGGAGGAAGAAGACCAUGCCGCUGCGGUCCAUGCAGGACUCCCUGGAUCUCUUCUUCAGGAUGGAGGAAAUCGAGUACUCGUGCGAGAAGUGCUCUGGAAAAGCCGCCACUGUCACGCACAAGUUCAGCAAACUGCCCAGGGUGCUGAUCCUUCACCUGAAGCGGUACAGUUACAACGCUCAGCUGUCCCUCAACAGUAAGCUUGGCCAGCAGGUCCUGAUACCACGAUACCUCACCCUGCUGUCCCACUGCACAGAUGCCACACGGCCUCCCCUUGGCCUGGGCUGGAGUGCGCACACAGCCAUGUCUCGAACACUCAAGUCCUCUCAGUCUGUGAACUCCCCUUCCGUGUCACUGCGAAAAGGCCCAGUGAAGUCCAGCACUUGCAGCAGCUUCCUCUUAGACUCCGACAGCGAGGAGGAACUGACCCGAAAGACCGUGUGCCGGCGACGUAGGCUGAGUGAUUCUCUGGCUGACGAGGAGCGGACUGAGAAGGUUUCACGGGCCACGCAGCCGGAGUCUCUGGACUACAACGCCAUCAACGACGACGACAUGCUAGCGGCGGUGCUGGAGAUGAGCCGGCAGGACGCUGCGCUUUCCGGGCCUCCGGACGACGAGCCCACCAGCAGCCCAGACACGGGCUUCGGGGACACUGACGGCCAGGACCUAAGCCAUCGCCCGGAUCCCCUCGAUGCAGACAAGCCAUCCACAGGUACCAGGGUGGCAUCCCGGGGGUGGAUUGAUUGCUUUAUAUGUACACUUCUGGAACAGCAUGCCCCCCCCUUACUAAUGCUGAUUUUCCACUGCCACCAAGAAGUUAUAACCAGGCCAAACCGCAAAGAGAUUAGGGGUGGGACGAUACAGGUAACUCACGAUUAAAUUCUGUGGCGAUAUGUGGCCCACGAUAAUGAUAAUAUCACGAUUCGCAAUAUCUACGAUAUUCAAUAUAUUGGAAGAAAUUUCAUCAACGA